AUGAAGCAAGCCCCUAUUCUCAUUCAUCACCCGCUGCCGACAGACGAGAGGGUGUCUCCAUGGCAGUCGCAGUUUAUUCGAACGCUGUCCGACACUGUCAACCACCUGUCGACCCCAUUGCCGCUAAGAAUCCUCAACCACAGCAACGAAGUCUGGGCUCAGGACUUUAUGGAGCCCGCGUAUGCCAGCAUGCCCGGCCGAGAUGGACCAAUCUCGCUACGGGUGCUCCUGCGCUCGCCCCAGUCAACUCGCAUCAAUGGCCGACGAGUGUUUGAGGAAUUCCGAGCAAACCGUGUCGGCGGGUGGCAGCCGGAAACUGGCGAGUCCGGGUUUGGGUGGGAGGAGAUCAACUCGGGGGGAAACAUGGAGACAACUCCCCCCAUGUGUCCCUCUUUGGUCACGUUCCUGGAAUCUCAAGGGGCUCAAGCACCGCUCUUUCUCGAGGCUGACUGGCUGGCGGCAGGCCACGUCGAUGAGAUGGUCCAGUUUCUGCCGUACGACAACGACUUGGGGUUCACGGUUGCGGUGCCCGAUACAAACGCUGCCCUGGAAAUGCUGAAGUCGGCCACGGGCAGCGGCCACGGGUCCUCUGUCAUUGGCAGCUACAACGGCAGUAUGACUCCCGACAACGACACGCUGUUCCUCGAUCCCAGCUUGCGAAACAGGACAAUUGACAAGCCGCUUGCUGAUGCGUCGUUUCUCAAAACGAACAGGUACGCCCAGGAUUACCUCGACGGGCACUUGGCGCUGCUUCUCAAGGAUAUCCCGCUUGCGCCCAGCGACGUCCUGCGCAUCCCGACCCUCUGGAAGGACACGCUGCCGGGACAGAAACAGCUCCAGUCUCUUCUGCCGCACGCGGUCAACGGCGUCGUGCUGGGAAAAGACUACCUCGCGCCCAAGCCGUGGGGACCCAGGAUCAACGAGAAGGAUAUUCUGGAGACGGCCGUUGCCAAGGUCUACGCCAAGGCCAACACGACGGUUUGGUUCAUCGACGACGACAUGUCGCAUCACGUCAGAGGUGGUGAGAUUCAUUGCGGGACGAAUACUCUCCGGGAAACGGGUGUUGAAUGGUGGAAGGCGAUCUGA
Molecule: messenger RNA, 1086 nt
Organism: Hirsutella rhossiliensis
Lineage: Eukaryota; Fungi; Ascomycota; Sordariomycetes; Hypocreales; Ophiocordycipitaceae
Product: protein-arginine deiminase (PAD) domain-containing protein
Exons: 3
Coding region: 1-1086 (361 amino acids)
Cellular component (GO): cytoplasm
Molecular function (GO): calcium ion binding; protein-arginine deiminase activity
Source: RefSeq, a predicted model, not a curated record